GAGAGAGAUGAGAGAGAGAGAGGAGGCUGGAGAACAGCGCAACUUCCUCAGAGGUAAGAGCGGAGGAGAGUGACUGUACCGGGGACGCAGAGGAGGAUUCCGCGAUGCGCCACUCGCGCGUAAAGCCCCCGGCGCCGUCUCCAGCACGCCCAGUACGCGCAGAGAGGAAACACAACUGCCAGGAACGUUAAAUAACCCCCGUGAACACCAAUCUCAGGUCUUUGGCAUCGAAGAAUUAGAUGGAAAACGCGAGGAUAUCUUGAACGCAGCAUCGGCAGGUCGAAUUAGAUUUUUCCCGCCGACAUAAGAGUGAAGGAAAUGAAUACCAGUGGAGAUAAAAGGGUCAAAUGAUUUGGAGAAAAGAAAAAAUCAACCCUGAAACAUGAAGAAAUGCGUCCGGAGCAUUUUCACAACAAGGACAAUAAACUCAUUCAUAUGUUGCCGUGGACGGACUCUGUUGGGCUGAGAUUUUGAGACACUCCGUGUGUAAUUUCACUCUGUAACUGUCUGUGCAGCAAGUAGACGUAGUGAGCGUGGAUGGGAACAGUGUGUAUAAUGCUUAAAUGUACUGUCUUUUUUUUGGUUUUGUUAUUGCCCCGGAAACUGAAGCCACAGUGAAACAUUUUGCCACCAGACCUGCUAUCGCCUCAUCACAGUGUGCUCCCGGGACCUGGGGUGUGAAACUGUGCUCUGAAUAUUGAUCUCUGCUCUGUCGUCUGCUGGUGGUCAGAGGCCGAGCUCCUCUUCCUUGACGUGAUGGAGGAGAAUCCAAUAACUUAAUUUCAACUUCAUAGUUUUGGUCGCUGAACUGUGCAUAAACGACAUUUAAGGCUCAGCAAUGACAUAAAAGGAAUACAAAGACCCAAAUGUUUCUCUGAGAACCUAAUCAAUAUCUCUCAAAUCGGUGGCCUUGGUCUCAAAAUGGACACAGAUUCUUAGUUUGCCAAUUUCCCUUCUCAUUUUCUCUUCAAACAUGGAGAAUGUUUCGAGCCCCGGCAGUGCACCGCCAGUCUGCAACGACUCUGUGGACUUCUACUCCCUCGCGUCUGGAAACCGCACCGGCCUAUACUGCACUCCGCCCGCGGAGUUUUACUUCUACGCUGACCUUUACAUCAUUCUGCCGGUCAUCUACUCUGUGAUCUGCGCAGUGGGACUGACGGGCAACACGGCUGUCAUCUACGUGAUCCUCAAAGCGCCGAAGAUGAAAACAGUCACCAACAUGUUCAUCCUGAACUUGGCCAUUGCGGACGACCUGUUCACUUUGGUGCUGCCGAUCAACAUAGCCGAACACUUGUUGCACUACUGGCCUUUCGGCGAGGUUUUGUGCAAAGUCAUCCUCAGCAUAGACCACUACAACAUCUUCUCCAGUAUCUAUUUUCUGACAGUCAUGAGCAUUGAUCGCUACCUGGUGGUCUUGGCCACGGUGAGGUCCAAGCGGAUGCCUUACCGCACAUACCGAGCAGCCAAAAUCAUCUCGCUGUGUGUCUGGAUCCUCGUCAUCCUGAUCGUCAUGCCUUUCACCGUUUUCGCCGGCGUCUACGUCAACCCGAACGACGAGAGAAAGAGCUGCGUGCUCAGCUUCCCCAGCCCGGAGAGUUUGUGGUUCAAAGCGAGCCGGAUCUACACGCUCAUCCUGGGCUUCGCCAUCCCGGUCUCAACCAUCUGUAUCUUAUACACCAUGAUGCUGUAUAAGCUGAGGAACAUGCGGCUCAACAGCAACGCUAAGGCGCUGGACAAGGCCAAGAAGAAGGUCACCAUCAUGGUGUUCAUAGUCUUGGCCGUCUGCUUGUUCUGCUGGACCCCAUUCCACCUCAGCACCAUCGUGGCCCUGACGACGGACCUGAGGACCACGCCGCUGCUGAUCGGGAUCUCCUACUUCAUAACCAGCCUGAGCUACGCCAACUCCUGCCUCAACCCGUUCCUCUAUGCCUUCCUGGACGACAGCUUCAGGAAAGCCUUCAAGAAGAUGUUGGAAUGUAGACCGGCCUGAAUGUCUGACGGUGCCGAAGCGUGAAACCUGCCGCAGACGUCCACGGGGACGAACUGAGUGAGCACAGACUGUGGUUGGAAAGAUUGACAUUCAGUUCCGAAGUCUCAGUUCAUGUGGUGCACCUUUGACUGUUUGGUUUGUUAAAGCUGCACUAGGCAACUUUGCACAUUGUUUGCACAUGUAGCAGCAGUUAGCUAAGAUAAAUCUUUGAUACAUGCAUAGAUAUAAAUAAAAACAUACAAUUAUUGCCUAUAAACUGCACAUAACAUUGUCAAUGUGGAAAUUCUGAUUAUAUAUUUUUUUGUUCUCUGGUAAACCAAAGGGAACCAGAACCUUGUUGAGUCCUGCUUCAUCUAGACAGAAAGCAGUUUGGGUGUCGCGCUUGAAUUUAAAUCAUCAUUCUCAAGCAUCAAGCAUAUUAAAAUCUCUUGAUGCAUGGGGACAUGAUGCUUUUUCUUUUUUGUCACAGCUAGAAUCUUCUGUAUCUAUACAUAAAUUGCCUAGUGCAGCUUUUCAUGGCAGGGAAUGUGAGCGGCUGACGUAAAGGACAUUAUUGAGAUAAAAAAAAGACAAAAAAGCUGUGUGUAACCAUUUGCAGAAUUGCCCAUCGUCAUUGUGUCUGAAGAGCUGGCCAGUAAAUCAGAUUGCUUUACAGUUUAAGGCCGACUUUAAAAUGUCAGACCUUUUUGGCGAAGGUAAAAAUGAAUCCAAUUACGACGCAGCGAGCCGAGAGCGGGUCACUGCAGACGGCUGUGACCUUCACCGGACUCAAGACUCGGAGGACAGAGGGACGUCUGUGAGGACCGAACAUCUGCUGCGCGGAGAAAACUACAGCUCAACGAAGCAUCACCGAUUUGCAUGUUGUCAAUCAAAUCCACAUCGUGGGACUAGUCAGGGAUGGAGGGUUACAGGAUGCAUGUCAUGUCAUGUCAUUUGGUCAUUGUUAUCGACGACAAAAAGAAUGAAGGGUAAAAAGUGCUUUAAAAAAAGAAAGCUGGUCGGAUUAUUCCACAAAUAUUGUGUUAUCAUGUUUCCAACCAUCUGCCUUUGAAAUAUGCUUUGUCAUGAGAAGUUUGAUGAAUUUUGUGGAUUACCUGAGAUGUUAGCGUUUCUGAUUUCCAGAACAGAACAGUUACAGAAAUAUUUUUGCAAAAUAUGACCCAUACGGGCCGCUUCUGGCCACUUUUCCAUAACUGUGUACAGUCUAAGAAAUGAAAAAGGAACCUCACCAACCCUGACAACAGUACUGUAGGCCUGAUAUGAGACAGGCAUGGGACAGGAGGGCUAUGUAAAAUGUAACUGUGUCUUGACAAGUCUUUAUUAUUUCUGUGAGCUAGCUUUUGUCGCCCCCUGUUGAUGACAGGGCAACGUUACCUUAGAAUGCAGCCAGAGCCAUGUACAGUACAGACGUUGAGCAAAAUGACACUGAUGGGAGACGGUGCGUUUCAUUGUCUGUGACAGGUACAUGUUCUUGAGAUCAUAUAUUAAUAUUUAUCAUACUAAUAUGCAUACGCAGCAUCUUUUGGUACCUGACUUGCAGGUCAUGAUUCCUGUCAUCUGGAAACAUUUUUUUCAAUAAUAUCUGCAAUCCCGUCAGAUUCCCAAUUGCACUGUUCAUAUAUAUCAUAAAUAUAUUGAAAACACAAGGUUUCACUGUGUAUAAUCACAAUGUCAGAGGAGGAAUAUUCACAUGAGUGAAAAAAAAUGCAAAGGAAAUAAUUUUUGAAGGUUGUCCUGAAUGUAAUUAUUUUAUGGUAAUGAUUUGCCAAGAUGAAGGGGUGAAUUUGAAUCUGCUAAAUUUAGCAGAUUUUGUGUUAUGAACACUAAAGAACGUCAUGCUCAUAUUCAUAGAACUCAGAGCAACCUUAAAAUACUGGGGUGGAGACGCCCUAAGGUUCUGGGAAAGCAAAGCUUGGAAUCUAAGAAUUAUGUUAGACGGCCGUAUUCAACUUUAAAUUUUGGACACAUCUUCCAAAAUAAAGUGACAUAUUCAAACAGAAUGUUCCUUUAAAUGUUUAUACAAUGCAAAAUUUGUCUUUUGUAAAUGACUCGUCUGAGGAUGAAUGAAAAAUGUUACAGAUUUUUGCUUCUCUCUCCCGGUUGAGGGUGACAUCAUCUUGCAGCAGUGAUUUAACAAACGUGUGAUGUCAACCAGCUUUCUACAAAGGCUCCGUCUGUGUGGCUCUGACUGCAAAAAACUAAACUAUUCUAAAUGUCCAGCUGUAAAUAUAUGUAUCUUUUUCAUGUAACUGUACAGAGGAUGAAACGAUCUGUCACAACAUUAAGUUACCUAUUUUAAUUUAUUGGCUGAUCAGUGUAUAUACCAUGUAUGCAGUCACGACACUUAUACAGAUAACUCGGUGUAUUGUCAUCGUGAUGUAAAGUCAAUUAUUCUUUGUAUCCGUAAAACUAUGUGCGUAACACAAAUGAGAAAUCAUGUGAAAUUUGAGUUGGGGACUUCGAAUCGCUGUCUUUUUAUGCAGCCUGUAAUAUAAUUAAGAAUCAUGGCAUUGAUUAAAUGAUAAAUACAAGUUUAUUUUUC
Molecule: messenger RNA, 4532 nt
Organism: Scophthalmus maximus (turbot)
Lineage: Eukaryota; Metazoa; Chordata; Actinopteri; Pleuronectiformes; Scophthalmidae
Gene: npbwr2b
Product: neuropeptides B/W receptor 2b
Exons: 2
Coding region: 974-1990 (338 amino acids)
Biological process (GO): neuropeptide signaling pathway
Cellular component (GO): neuron projection; membrane
Molecular function (GO): neuropeptide receptor activity; neuropeptide binding
Source: RefSeq, a predicted model, not a curated record